Molecule: messenger RNA, 2622 nt
Organism: Capronia coronata CBS 617.96
Lineage: Eukaryota; Fungi; Ascomycota; Eurotiomycetes; Chaetothyriales; Herpotrichiellaceae
Exons: 6
Coding region: 1-2622 (873 amino acids)
Biological process (GO): protein import into nucleus
Cellular component (GO): nucleus; cytoplasm
Molecular function (GO): small GTPase binding; nuclear import signal receptor activity
Source: RefSeq, a predicted model, not a curated record
AUGGAUGUCACAGCUGUGUUAGAGAGCACAUUCUCGCCGGAUGCCACAAUACGUGGGAACGCCGAAGAGCAAUUGAGACAAGCCAGAGAGGGAAAUUUUUCCGAAUAUCUCUCCAUCCUCUCUCGCGAACUUGCCAAUGAACAAGCCAGUGGUUCUGUCCGACAAGCCGCUGGUCUGGCCUUGAAAAAUGCGUUUUCCUACCGUGACAUCACACGAUUAAGAGAAGUCCAGGCGAGGUGGUUACAAGGUGUCGAUCCUCAAAUCAAGAGACAGGUUAAGGAGCUGGCGGUGAAGACAUUGAGUGCCGUGCCUGCCGCCGCUCUCUCGGCAGCCCAGCUCAUUGCGGCCAUUGCGGCCAUUGAACUCCCCCGCAAUGAAUGGCCUGACUUGCUGCCUACCCUCGUUCACAACGUCGGCGCCGGCGAAGACCAACUCAAACAAUCCAGUCUGACCACCAUCGGCUUCAUUUGCGAAUCCGAUGACAUUGAGCUCCGCGAAUCCCUGAUUGGAUACUCCAACGCCAUUCUCACCGCCGUCGUUCAAGGUGCGAGGAAAGAAGAAACCAACCAGAAUGUCCGACUUUCGGCCCUGUCCGCCCUGAGCGACGCAACCGAAUUCAUUCGCAGUAAUUUCGAGAAUGAGGGCGAGAGAAAUUACAUCAUGCAGGUUGUGUGCGAGGCCACUCAGUCCCAGGACACCCGGGUUCAAGCCGCCGCCUUUGGCUGUCUCAACCGGAUCAUGGGCAUCUAUUACGAUAAGAUGAGAUUUUACAUGGAAAAGGCAUUGUUUGGCUUGACCAUCGCAGGAAUGAAGAACGACGAGGAAGACGUUGCGAAAUUGGCCAUCGAAUUCUGGUGUACCGUCUGUGAAGAGGAGAUUAGCAUCGAGGACGACAACCAGCAAGCUCAACAAGAAGGCUCGACGGAAUUGCGGCCUUACUUCCAUUUCGCUCGUGUUGCGGCCCGGGAGGUCGUGCCCGUGCUGCUUCAGCUCAUGACCAAGGUGUCCGAAGACGACGCCGAUGAGGAAUACAAUGUCGCUCGCGCCGCCUACCAGUGUCUCCAACUGUAUGCCCAGACGAUUGGUGGCGAGAUCGUUCCCGCUGUCCUGGAAUUCGUCGAAGCAAAUCUUCGAAGCGAGGACUGGACCAAGCGAGACGCUGCAGUCUCCUCGUUUGGUGCAAUCAUGGAUGGUCCCGACCUCAAAACCCUGGAUCCCCUGGUCAAGCAGGCCCUUCCGGUCUUGAUUGGAAUGAUGCAAGACCCGGUCGUGCAAGUACAAGAUUCUGCGGCUUAUGCGCUCAGCAGAAUCUGCGACUAUUGCUCCGAGUGCAUCGACCCUUCGACCCAUCUUCCACCUCUCAUGUCUGCUCUGUUCAACGGGCUGAUGGCCAAUCCCAAGAUUGCCGCGUCUUGCUGUUUGGCCCUGCUCAAUCUGACUGAGCGGUUUGUGGGCGAGGACGGCGCUUCGGCCAACCCUCUCACGCCGCAUUUCCAGGACAGUGUCUCGUCCUUGCUCGCAGUCACGGAUAAAGAAGGGGCUAACAACCAGCUUCGGACCGCGGCCUAUGAAGUCCUCAGCGGUUUCGUCACCAACGCCGCCCACGACAGCUUGCAAAUAGUAGCGGAAUUGUCCAAUGUCAUCAUUCAGCGUCUCGAGGCCACGAUCCCCAUGCAAAAGCAGAUUGUCAGUAUCGAUGACAAGAUCACCCUCGAGGAACUGCAAGUCAGUUUGAGCAGCGUCUUGCUGGCCAUUGUCCAGAGACUUGAGCAGAACAUCGGCCCUCAGGCCGACCGCAUCAUGCAGAUCAACUUGGAGAUUCUCAACGUUACCAGCACUACUGCCGUACCGGAAGUCAUAUUCCAGAUUGUUAGUGGUCUGGCAAACGCGUUGGCCGGAGAUUUCCUCAAGUAUAUGGACUCGUUUGUUCCGUAUCUGUACAACGCCCUCGGCAAUCAAGAUGCCCCUGACAUGUGCUCCUUGGCUAUUGGCCUUGUUAGUGACAUUGUCCGUGCCUUGGAGGACAAGGCUCAACCGUACUGCGAUACGUUCAUGAACUAUCUGCUCAACAACCUUAGGUCUGAUAAGCUUACCAACGCGCUCAAGCCACCUAUUCUGGAGACAUUUGGGGACAUUGCCACGAGCAUCGGCGAGCAUUUUGAGACCUACGUGACGGUGGUUGCUCAGGUCCUCCAGCAGGCGAACAAUGUGUCGGUGGCGAAUGAUGUUUCUUUCGACAUGCUCGAUUACAUUGUGUCUCUCCGUUCGGGCAUUGCUGAUGCUUGGUCGGGUUUGAUUCUGGCAUUCAAAGGCACACCGAAAGCACCCCUUCUUCAAAACUACGUGCAGCCAAUCUUCGAAUUUUUGCAGACUGUUGCUCAAGACAUGAACCAUAACGAGGGUUUGCUUAGAGCAUGCAUGGGCAUCAUCGCCGACCUGAGCGAAACCUUCCCAGACGGAUCAUUGGCGAACUACUACCGACAAGAAUGGGUUACGAAACUCAUCAAGGAAACUCGAAGCAAUCGCGAUUUUUCCCCUCGAACAACCAGUGCAGCACGUUGGGCCAGAGAACAAGUUAAACGCCAGAUUCAGCAUCAAGGUACUAUCAUGAAUGCUUCAUGA